AUGUGUUUAUCGCGCCUUCCAGUGAUACCCAUUGGCUUAAAGGCCACCCAAAGCAUUGACUUCAAGACACACCUCUCGCCUUUCAUUGUCUCGCAUUAUCACGAGAAUCCGGAGAAGUUUAGCGAUGCACUGGAUCAACUCACCCUCUCCCGAUCGAAAAUUAUGAAACCCGAGCGGUCAAAAAGUGGUCUCAAAGAUUUUCGGGCUUACUAUGACCUCUUAAAUACAAUCGAACGACGAUUCUUCGAUGAGUCCGUCCAUCAUACUUUUCGCUUCUCUUGGUCUGAUGCAUUUACCGGCUAUCAGCACGAUCAACGAUCGCCGGCCUUCGAAAAAGGCUCUCUCAUCUUCAACUAUGCCGCUUUGUGCUCCCAAAUUGCAGCCGCUUGCAGCACCGACUCAGUGGAGGGUUUGUCGGAACAGACGCGGUGGUUUGUGCAGGCGCGCACGAAUUUGCAUGUGUUGUUGGACAGUUUUGCUCACGCACCCAGUCGCGACAUGAGUCCAGAGUUGUUGCGGUACCUCAUUCGAAUCAUGCAGGUUAGCGACCUCGAGCGUCUUGCCCUCCUGUUGCAGGCGCAGGAGUCGGUGUUCCUGAGGCAGAUGCUGGAAUGUCAGAAGGAGAGUAAAGUCUCGCAGCUCGUAAAAUACAUUGGUGGUGCAAGUUUCUUGAGUGAAGGUUACGGUAAAGUGGCCACACCAACAGCCUCCGCCUACGACGAUCCCGAGGGGAUUCAAGUGACUGCCGUCAUCCCUCCCUCUUGGUUGAAACUUUUGGAAGUUAAAUCGCAAUACUAUCAGGCACAAAUUAACUACAAACUCGCUGUCAUCCUUCUUUGCCUUGCUGUGGAUGGAAAAUUGCCGGAAGCUGAACCGUUUGUGUUGAAUCCCUUACCAGUGGAUGGCCUAUACUCAAACGACGGUUUCCUCGACGUCGAAGUGGCCAGGCAGCUAAACGACCUCUUCACAAUGCUGAAGCCCUACAUUAAAUUGCAUCGAGACACCCCACGAGCCGGCCGCAAACACCUCCGCCGUGUACGUCGACAUCACAGACCUUCUGUUAAUGGCGAGACUCCGCGUCCAAUGUCUCGAAUCAAACGCACCUUUUCUAGCCUCUCUCUCAAUGCUGUGGGCCGAAGCAAGUCACGUGCUUCGGAAGACCUCAGCCUCUUUGGAGGCCGCUCCUCAUCGCAAAGUGUGCGCUCUGGAUACUCUUCAGACUCGGCUAUAUCCAUGCCAAAUUUGACGGGUAUUGGAGGGGCAUUGGAUGAAGAUCUGGUGGCUCCGCCCUCCACUCGAAAGGACAGUCACCUCCUCGGUCAGGUCUGUCUGAAAGAGGCACUGUCCUGGGCGCGGAUGGCUCUCCAUUCCAUUGAACAGUCUUCCGAUCUCAAUCGCGAAGCAAAUCUUAAGGCCUUUGUUAGCAAAGAUGUAGACAUAUGGACGGAGCAACUGGACCGCAUAUCGAGUAGUAACAAUUCAGCUCCUAAAAAAAAGCAGCGCAGCAAAUUUCUACCCAGAUCGAAGUCUUUUAAUCGACGCUCUCCGAAUGAGGACACAGCAAGCGUCGUCUCCGCCUCGAGCAGGAAGUCAUCAGCCCCCACCAGUGGUGCAACAAAAGGCCAUGCAAAUACUUGGACAGCGCCAACCUUCUUAACCACCGAAAUUGAACUUCCCAAGGAUUUGAGCUGCAAUCUACUCAAGAGUGGAAGGAAUAUGCUAACAAAGGGAGAAGAUCCCUUUCGCGAUUUGGGUCCCUUGAGAUAUUUCAAUGCGCAAAAGCGGUGGUCAGAGCCCUAUUCGGUGCAGCUGGUUCGUGAUGAAAAAGUGGUUUAUGGCUUUAGCAUCCAAGGGACCGGUCCAGUAGAGAUUCUGGGGGUGGACGCAGAUACUCCGGCCAGCGACAAUGGUAUGCGCAGCGGUGAUCUCGUGGUGGGUAUUAACGGCAUGGACGCGCGCUUCAUGACGCACAACCAGGCAGUGGCAGCCAUUCGUUUCGGCAUGGAAGGCUACGACCGAGCACUGCGAGCUCAAGCCGCGACUACAUCAGCCACCGAAAAUGGCGAAUGUGGUGUAAAUGGGGAGAACUCAGUGCCGAUUACUUUUCCCCUCGAAGUGGACAUUGUCAAACUCACGCUAAUCCGACCCAUUCCACCUGAGCCAAAGCCGGUAGCUCGCAGACCCUCCGUCUAUCUCGCCUCGUCGGAUACUCCUGCGCCUGAACCAACCACUCCCAAGGUGAGCAUCUUCAUGGGCAGCACGCAGACCUCUCAGAUAUGGAGAUUUUUUGUUUUAAGAAAGCACAGCUUAUCCAGUCAGCUACGACCUCUCUGCAAGUCCCCCAGUCGCCUCUUCCAAUCCGACGGUUGGCUCUUUGGCCUUUCUACGAAACUGCGAAAACGCAACUCCACUUUGAGCAGUCGUGGUGAUUCUCCUUACGCCUAA
Hydatigera taeniaeformis is the source of this 2445-nucleotide messenger RNA. The record is from the annotation of a GenBank genome assembly. NCBI's taxonomy places the organism in Eukaryota, Metazoa, Platyhelminthes, Cestoda, Cyclophyllidea, Taeniidae.